CUCACUGCCCACCAAGAUCAUCAUCAAUGGCUAUUUGGACGACCCCGAUAAAAGCAUCUGGACCAAAACAAUGCGCGACGAGUUUUUGCAUUUUACUAAUUGCAAUGUCAUUUUUGUGGACUGGAGUGCCGGUAAUGGUGGCAAUUAUGACCAGGCACAUGCUAAUACACGUACCGCAGCCGAAGCUACCACAAACUUUAUUAGAGCUUUACAGAAUCUGAAGGGUUUAUCAUUAGGAAAAGUACAUAUCAUUGGACAUUCUCUCGGAGCCCAUACAUCCGGAUUCGUUGGCCACGCAUUUAAUGGCCAGAUUGGCCGUAUAACUGGCCUUGAUCCAGCUGGCCCCGGAUUUAACGGUAUGCCCGCAUCGGACAAACUUAAUCCAACAAACGCACAAUUUGUAGACGCCAUACACUCGGAUGCUGUGCUAAAUACAGGCGCUGGUAUAGUGGAAAACUCUGGUCACUUGGAUUUUUGGCCUGAUAACGGUAAAAAUCACCCUGGUUGUACUUUGAGCUGGCUCACUAGUUUCCAGGGAGGGCUCACAUGCAAUCAUUUCAGGGCAGUUGACUUUUACGCGGCUAGUAUUAACCCCAAUAACCCUAAGGGUGUGGCCCAUCAGUGCCCUGACUAUAGCGCAUAUCUGGCAGGCGAAUGCGACACUGACUGCGCGGAUGGUGUGGCCAACUGUGCUAUUAUCGGAGAACAGGCUGUACUGUCAAAACCCUAUGAGAGCAGUACUAUUGGCAAACGUUACUAUCUGUCCACUAACCCCAGCUAUUCGUAUUUUCAGGGU
Medioppia subpectinata is the source of this 796-nucleotide messenger RNA. Lineage: Eukaryota; Metazoa; Arthropoda; Arachnida; Sarcoptiformes; Oppiidae. The record is from the annotation of a GenBank genome assembly.